This is a messenger RNA of Cooperia oncophora, 603 nucleotides long. NCBI's taxonomy places the organism in Eukaryota, Metazoa, Nematoda, Chromadorea, Rhabditida, Trichostrongylidae. The record is from the annotation of a GenBank genome assembly.
AUGCGCAUAUUGGCGUCAUCUGCCCGCCUCGUGUCACGUUUGGGCACUACACGAGGAUGUGGAUUCAGUCCAUCUCCUGCCCGGACAGAACACCGACCAUCGACUGGCAAGUGGCAAGUGGGCUCUAGAACGACAACGACGGGUGCUGUUUAUUCCCUUGACAAAGUCAUCAUAGAUGAUCCCGAAACAGCCCUUGAGGUUGCUGCAAGACUGACAAGAUACGAGCAAGUAUUGUUACGUGAGGCGCUGGAGGAUUUAGCAGCACGUCAAGAACCUGUACGUGGAGUUUUAGAAGAUUCUGUUCCGAUGACUGAUGCCCAAACUCGCGCUUUGUUUCUCGUCAAUGCUCUGCCGUUUAUUGGAUUCGGUUUCCUCGACAAUAUGAUUAUGAUAAUCGCUGGAAAUUACAUAGACCAGGAGCUGGGCGCAUUGUUAUGUAUCUCAACAAUGGCUGCUGCAGGCUUCGGAAAUUUGAUCUCAGACGUAGCAGGCGUUGGUCUAGCUCACUAUGUUGAAAGCGUUUUCCACAAAGUCGGAAUCAGACACCCUGUUCUCACAUCUGAGCAACUGGGCAGUUCUAGGGACGUGAAUGGUAAGUUCUGA